ACGAGUUCUUAUACCCGCACGUCAUAUUCUCGCGUCACAUCUUUGUCAGUGAACAAAAUGGCAACCUACUGCUUAACCGUCGCCCGGCUUCAGCUCGCUCUGGGUCAGGGUGCCCGCCGCUUUCAUGUGGCGGCAGCCCUCAACGCAAAGGCCCAGGUGGCCAUGAGCCGCUUUGAGCCAAGCAGUUGCGUCAACUAUGACCAGCUUCGCUCAAAUAUUGACAUUGUGCGCAAAAGACUCAAUCGGCCUCUCACCCUGUCAGAGAAGAUUGUCUAUGGCCAUCUGGAUGACCCGGCUGGACAGGAAAUCGCUCGAGGACGCACAUAUUUGCGCCUGCGACCGGAUCGAGUUGCUAUGCAAGAUGCAACAGCACAAAUGGCCAUGCUGCAGUUCAUCAGCAGUGGACUCCCAAAAGUGGCAGUGCCAUCCACCAUCCACUGUGACCAUCUUAUCGAGGCCCAGACCGGAGGAGUCCAAGAUCUACAGAAAGCAAAGGAAGUGAAUCAAGAGGUUUACAGUUUUCUUGCUAGUGCUGGGGCUAAAUAUGGUGUUGGCUUUUGGAAACCUGGCUCUGGGAUCAUCCAUCAGAUUAUCUUGGAGAACUACGCGUACCCAGGAGUCAUGUUGAUUGGUACAGACUCUCACACCCCUAAUGGUGGUGGUCUGGGCUCCAUCUGCAUUGGAGUUGGUGGAGCUGAUGCUGUUGAUGUCAUGGCAGGCAUCCCCUGGGAGCUGAAGUGCCCAAACGUCAUCGGUGUGAAACUAACAGGCUCAUUAUCUGGCUGGACCUCACCAAAAGAUGUCAUCCUUAAAGUUGCUGGUAUUUUGACUGUGAAGGGUGGCACUGGUGCCAUUGUGGAGUACCACGGCCCUGGUGUGGACUCUAUCUCCUGCACAGGAAUGGCCACCAUCUGUAAUAUGGGUGCUGAAAUUGGAGCCACCACCUCUGUGUUCCCUUACAACCACCGUAUGAGGACAUACAUGGAGAAGACUGGUCGUGGAGAAAUCGCUGCUCUAUCAAAUGAGAAUCAAGAUCUACUGGUACCUGAUUCGGGUUGUCAGUACGACCAGGUGAUCGAGAUUAAUCUAAGUGAGCUGAAGCCUCACAUCAAUGGCCCAUUUACUCCUGACCUGGCCCACCCUGUUUCAGACAUCGGGUCUGUCGCUGAGAAAAAUGGCUGGCCCCUGGAUGUUAAAGUUGGUCUGAUUGGAAGCUGCACCAACUCCAGUUAUGAGGACAUGGGCAGAGCUGCCUCCGUGGCCAAACAAGCACUCGACAAAGGACUCAAAAGCAAAGCCCAGUUCACGAUUACCCCUGGGUCCGAGCAGAUUCGUGCCACGAUUGAGAGAGAUGGCUAUGCCAAAGUGUUGAGGGAUGUUGGUGGAGUUGUCUUGGCUAAUGCCUGUGGACCCUGCAUUGGUCAGUGGGACAGACGUGACGUUAAGAAGGGAGAAAAGAACACCAUUGUUACAUCAUUCAACAGAAACUUCACGGCCAGAAAUGACGCUAACCCUGCCACUCAUGCUUUUGUCACCUCACCAGAGAUUGUCACAGCCCUUGCCAUUGCAGGCACUCUGAAUUUCAACCCUGAGACUGACUUUCUCACAGCCCCCAACGGAGAGAAGUUUAAACUGGUGCCGCCCACAGGAGAUGAGCUUCCUGCUCGUGACUUCGACCCAGGUCAGGACACCUACCAGCACCCACCACCUGAUGGGUCUGGUCUGAAAGUAGAUGUGAACCCUCAGAGCAACCGCCUGCAGCUGCUCGAGCCCUUCGACAAAUGGAGUGGGAAAGACCUUGAGGACCUCCAAGUGCUCAUCAAGGUGAAAGGAAAGUGCACCACUGACCACAUCAGCGCUGCUGGACCCUGGCUUAAGUUUCGUGGCCACCUCGAUAACAUCUCCAAUAACCUUCUCAUUGGUGCCGUUAAUACUGAGAACGAUGCCGUCAAUAAAAUUCGCAACCUUCUAACUGGAGAGUUUGGGGGCGUCCCUGAUGUUGCCCGCCAUUACAAAAAGCACAAUGUUUCAUGGAUAGUUGUUGGAGAUGAGAACUACGGUGAGGGUUCCAGCAGAGAGCACGCGGCUCUGGAACCCAGACAUCUAGGAGGGAGGGCCAUCAUUGUGAAAAGCUUUGCUAGAAUCCAUGAAACUAACUUGAAGAAACAGGGCCUGCUGCCCCUCACCUUCUCCAAUCCUGCUGACUACGACAAAAUCCGCCCAGACGAUAAAAUCUCCAUUAAAGGGCUUAAGACCUUUGCCCCUGGAAAGCCCCUUAAUGCCAUCAUCAAGCACAUUGACGGAAGCUCGGAAACCAUUGAGUUGAACCACACCUUCAACGAAACCCAGAUUGAAUGGUUCAAGGCAGGCUCCGCCCUCAACAGAAUGAAAGAGAUGCAGUAAUGAGUGUGAUUGGCCAUCGAUAUACAUAUGUGGGAGGGGUUAUGCAUCAAGCAGGUGGAUUGGUAUGUGUAUGAAAGGUUUAAAUGCUCUCAUGUAAUUAUGAACUGUAUACACAAUACAUUUUCAAAACUGUACUGCAUAGACAAGUCAUGUCAAUACACAAACUUCUCAAAUCUAUAUAAUAUAUUGCAGGGCAGAUAAAAGAUGUGAAGUUUAGCAACUGUAAUGCUUAUAAAUUUCAAGCUGGGCCUGUGUUUAUUACAGAAUGGAGAAUUAAAAAAAUAAGUUAACCUACAAAAGAUGCUAAGCACAUACAUGUUAGAGGGAGACACCAGUGUUUAAUUCAUAAAACCAUCCAAUUCUCUGUGCAGGUGUUCAUGCAACUGUUGAUUAUUAAUUUCUGUUAUUUGAAAUAUUACACUUAACUGUAAUGAGAGCUGCUUGUGAGUUUGCUGUCCUGUUAUAGUCUCUCUUGAUGGAAUGAUAUCUUAUUUCACACCAUUCUAACAACUGCUUUUCAACUUUUCAUGAUAAUUGGUUUUCUUGUUCAUGGAAGCUUGAAACUUGACCAGUUAUUGUUCAUGUCGCUAAUUCUUACUGAGUCAGAGUGACUUGUCUAUGCCUGUUAGUCAAACUUUGGCAGAUUAUAUCAUUUACAACACCAAAAUCUAUCAAAUAUGUCUGUACUGAAUGCACAGCAGGUCAAAUCUGUUCAUGUUUUAAACAUAAUGCUUAUUUAUAAACCUUU
Molecule: messenger RNA, 3151 nt
Organism: Rhinichthys klamathensis goyatoka
Lineage: Eukaryota; Metazoa; Chordata; Actinopteri; Cypriniformes; Leuciscidae
Gene: aco2
Product: aconitase 2, mitochondrial
Exons: 17
Coding region: 58-2403 (781 amino acids)
Biological process (GO): tricarboxylic acid cycle
Cellular component (GO): mitochondrion; cytosol
Molecular function (GO): 4 iron, 4 sulfur cluster binding; aconitate hydratase activity
Source: RefSeq, a predicted model, not a curated record